Molecule: messenger RNA, 1005 nt
Organism: Mesoplodon densirostris (Blainville's beaked whale)
Lineage: Eukaryota; Metazoa; Chordata; Mammalia; Artiodactyla; Ziphiidae
Product: T-cell receptor-associated transmembrane adapter 1
Exons: 9
Coding region: 1-1005 (334 amino acids)
Biological process (GO): negative regulation of receptor recycling; positive regulation of T cell receptor signaling pathway
Cellular component (GO): T cell receptor complex
Source: RefSeq, a predicted model, not a curated record
AUGGUCCUGGAAUCUGCUCAACGGUUGCAGAAGUACCUGAUUAAGACUGCAGAAUUCUGCAUCAUUAAACGGAGAAAAAUUGGUUCUGUGAAAUUUGAUGAGUUGAUGCUCUCAAUUAGCUGUGAAACCAUAAAGCCUCUGUACUCAUCAAGGUUCCAGUCAGGUGCAAGAGAAGCAAUGGAGGACUCCAGGGCUCUGAUUCAGGAAGGGGAUGUGUCCCGGGGGAGAUGGACAAGAGCUCUCAUAAAAGACGAGAGACCUGUGGAAACUGCCACCUGCCAGAGAGGAGCCAGUAGAAGCAAAACAUCUCAAGAUGGAAAUUCUUAUAAAGGUGGUAAAGUUGAUAUUCUCUGUGGUGCCCCUCAAGUAAGCCAGGCCCCAAGUGUGGAAGGAGGCCAGAAGACUGGACUAUUCCUAAAGCAAGGUUACAAGUCACCCAAUUUGGCUAAAGAAAACUCUGAAUGCCAGUUUUAUGUCUGGGCAAUUCUAGCCUUCUUGGGUUUAGCUCUGACUAUAUCGCUUAUCUUCAACAUUUCCCACUAUGUGGAAAAGCAGCGACAAGAUAAAAUAUACAUGUACUCCGAUGACUACUUUCCCAGGGAAAAUGAGUAUGACCUUGAAGACACACCAAUUUAUGGUAACUUAGAUAAUGUGGUCCCAGAACCAGUGGAUGAAAACUACUAUGAACAAAUGAAAGCCCGGCCAGAGAGAUCUGUGAACAAACUGCAAGAAGACGCCCCACCUUCACAGGAAACUGAAGCAAAGAUGUUCUAUGCCUCACUAGAUCACAGCUGUGAGGGGAAGCGCAGAAAGCCCAAGAAACAGAAAACUUAUUUGUCAGACAAGGAUGAAGAUGGGCAGGUACAUGCAAUGGAUAUCAACCUUUCUAAGACCACUUUGGUGGACAGUUUCCCACCAGAAAGCCAGGCAAUAGAGGAAAACAUUCAUGAUGAUCCCAUCAGGCUGUUUGGAUUGAUCCGUGCACAGAAAGAAACUGUAAACUAG